AUGGGGAAGAAGUCGAAAUCGAAGAAGGAGGCGCCCAAGGCCGCCGAGAAGGCUCCCAAGAGAACCCAUGACGAAGUCGAGACUGACCAGCUUGUUGACGAAGUCGAUGGCGAAUUCGACGAUGUAGCCGAGCUUUUGGGCCAGGACAUCAAGGACCCUGAUGCUCAGAAGGAGGCCAAGAAGAAGGCCAAAAAGGAGAAGGCCGAGGCCAAGCAGGCUGCUCAGGAUAAGGCCAUCAAGCCAACGGUGGAAAGGACCGCAGAGGACGAGACCGAGGUUGACGUUAACACCGACUUUGAGAAAGCCGAUCUCAGUGAACCCACCAUGAAAGCCAUCAGAGGAAUGAACUUCACGAAAAUGACCAAGGUCCAGGCCAAGACCAUCCCUCCGCUUUUGGCCGGCCGUGAUGUGUUGGGAGCUGCCAAGACCGGUUCCGGCAAAACGUUGGCUUUCUUGAUUCCAGCUAUUGAGCUCUUGUACUCGCUCAAGUUCAAGCCCAGAAACGGUACUGGUGUGAUUAUCAUUUCGCCUACCAGAGAGUUGGCGCUUCAGAUUUUUGGUGUUGCCAGGGAGCUCAUGGAGCACCACAGUCAGACUUUUGGUAUUGUCAUUGGAGGUGCCAACAGAAGACAGGAAGCUGAAAAGCUCAUCAAGGGUGUCAACUUGUUGAUUGCCACGCCCGGUAGACUUUUGGAUCAUUUGCAGAACACUGAAGGUUUUGUGUUCAAGAACUUGAAGGCGUUGGUUAUCGAUGAAGCUGACAGAAUUUUGGAGAUUGGUUUCGAGGAGGAGAUGAAGCAGAUCAUCAAGAUCUUGCCCAAUGAAAACAGACAGUCGAUGUUGUUUUCUGCCACGCAAACCACCAAGGUGGAGGAUUUGGCCAGAAUGUCCUUGAGACCUGGACCCCUCUACAUCAAUGUCGUUCCAGAGAACGCUGAUUCCACAGCCGACGGUUUGGAGCAGGGCUACGUCGUUUGCGAAAGUGACAAGCGUUUCUUGCUUCUAUUUUCCUUCCUCAAGAGGAACGCCAAAAAGAAGAUCAUUGUGUUCCUUUCGUCGUGUAACUGUGUCAAGUACUUUGGUGAGUUGUUGAACUACAUCGAUUUGCCUGUUUUGGACCUUCACGGUAAGCAAAAACAGGCCAAGAGAACGAAUACUUUCUUUGAAUUCUGUAACGCCAAACAAGGUAUCUUGAUCUGUACCGAUGUGGCAGCCAGAGGCCUUGACAUUCCUGCUGUCGACUGGAUCAUCCAGUUCGAUCCUCCAGAUGACCCAAGAGACUACAUCCACAGAGUGGGUCGUACUGCCAGAGGUACCGAGGGUAAGGGUAAGUCGUUGAUGUUCUUGACGCCCAACGAGUUGGGUUUCUUGAGAUACUUGAAAGCCGCCAAUGUGCCAUUGAACGAGUACGAGUUCCCUGCCAACAAGAUCGCCAACGUGCAGAGCCAGUUGACGAAAUUGAUCAAAAGCAACUACUGGUUGCACCAGAGCGCCAAGGACGGCUACAGAUCGUACUUGCAAGCAUACGCCUCACAUCAUCUCAAGACGGUCUACCAGAUAGACAAGUUGGACUUGGUGAAGGUGGCCAAGUCGUUUGGCUUUGACGUUCCGCCCAAGGUGAACAUCACGAUCGGUGCCAGCGGCAAGCUGAUCGAAAAGAAGCACAAGAAGCAGAGGAGGAGUUAG
Messenger RNA from Candidozyma duobushaemuli, 1686 nucleotides. RefSeq names its product ATP-dependent RNA helicase (gene HAS1). Gene Ontology annotation, molecular function: RNA helicase activity; nucleic acid binding; ATP binding. Gene Ontology annotation, cellular component: nucleolus. The transcript has a single exon. The record is from RefSeq and is a predicted model, not a curated record. The coding region runs from base 1 to 1686 and encodes 561 amino acids. Lineage: Eukaryota; Fungi; Ascomycota; Pichiomycetes; Serinales; Metschnikowiaceae. Gene Ontology annotation, biological process: maturation of LSU-rRNA from tricistronic rRNA transcript (SSU-rRNA, 5.8S rRNA, LSU-rRNA).